AUGUCACUGAACAGUCCAGCAAAACUGGAGCGUCUAGAGCGACAUCUUAUGCGACAGCGAGGCGCCGGUACGGUCGCCGUGUCCGCGAAUUUCGGUUUCUACAUCAAAUCGAGCGCCCCAUCCUCCUCGUCCUCCUCCUCUUCCUCACCUGUUGCGGCGGUAUAUGUAUCUCACGAAUCGAAUACGAAGAAGAGGCGGACACAGCUGCAGACUGUUCUGACUUCUGCACCGGACGGGAGUGAGUCUGUUGCUGCCCCUCGUCGGAGCGAGGUUGUGCGGAAGAGUCCACCUGCUAGAGGGAAGAAGCCGUUUGACCAGGGAGAGGGUGCGACACAUGGGUCAAACGCUUUCACGGCUAGCGCGGACGAUAGCUUCAUUGCGCGGGUCAGGACUAAGAGGAAGCCUGUGGAAGCGUCACAAAAUGUCGGGCCAGAUGCAAUGGUGGAGAAAUGCGACGUGGGCGUUGGAGAGGCGGCAAUCAUGCCUCAAGGCCGGCCGGGAAAGCGAGCGGUGGUUCAUGCGCUUGGCGAAGUCGCGAAUCAUCCCACGGAGCAGUCGAUCUGUGUCGAGGGGAAGAGAAGAGGUGGAUUCCAAGGGAACCAUACCAUAAGCGGGGAUAAACUCGAUGCAAGAAGUCGCAAGCAAAGCCAUGGCGCUUCGCCAGUUCUUGAGGGCGCGCACAAGAAGCGCCGCACAAAGGCCGCAGUCACAGAACGUCGCACUGCGGCGGAUGAAGGCCAAGCAGCCCGUCAGGAACCACACGCCGGAGCACCAGCAGCCACGGCCAAGCGGAAGGGUCGGGCUGCAAAACGCGAAACAACGCGGCCGUGCAUCAACGCUACCGAGAUGCCGAAUCGCGACGAAGCAGGAAGCAAACGAGAGCCGCCUCAACGUGUAGCAGAGAUCGAGAUCCAUGCCGUCCGUCGAAAAGUUCUUGCAGUCAAAGCGGACGGAACGGAGGCAGACCGGAUCAAUCAUGCUGUAGGAUCGGGUAGGAGUCGAAUCCUUCCCACCCCUACUGAAGCCAUUGCCGACAGUCCUCGACGCGCGCCGCUCCGAGAAAGCGAUAGGAACGCUCUCUCUAUCUCGCCCGACAAGAAGACGACGGCUCGCAUGGCAGAAUCCGACGAUCACGCCAAACCGCGGAAAGCCAAUUCAACAUCCUCUCGGACCGUAGGCAACGAGAAUCCCUCUUCAAAGAAAGGGAAGACGCCGCAACGCCCAAGCAGUAUCGUACCGGCACCUAUCGAGCAGCAUCCACCAGAAGAAGACGAACACGUCGCCUGGCUCCUGGAGCCCGCGCCGUCGAAGACGCUCGCACAGCCGCACCCAAGUCGGAAGAAAGCUGCUCAGUCUACGCGUCGAACGCGGCCAAAGAUGGCGGACAUCGAUCUGGACGAUUUGUUGUCCGACAUUGCAGCUUUUGCAAAGGUAGAUGCUUGCGUGGGUGUGGGCGAGCGCGUUGAUGCGGGCCGUGGAAUGGGGCAGAAGUCGAAGAGGAGAUGA
Neohortaea acidophila is the source of this 1506-nucleotide messenger RNA. RefSeq lists its product as uncharacterized. The record is from RefSeq and is a predicted model, not a curated record. The transcript is spliced from 3 exons. Lineage: Eukaryota; Fungi; Ascomycota; Dothideomycetes; Mycosphaerellales; Teratosphaeriaceae. Bases 1 to 1506 code for a protein of 501 amino acids.